UUUCAACUAAUAGCAUAGCUUCGUUCUUUAGAAAGCAUAGAAAAGCAUUAUCCAAUUGGACGAAAGCUUCCGAGCACUCACGACAUGUCCCAAAAAUAAUGACGUCAGUGUGAAUAUAAUUUUAGCGAAUACAUUUAUUUGGGUUCCGGUUUUACUGGGAAACCCUGUAUAUCUCGUUUCAUUUCACGUUAAAUUUUCCUUAAUUUAAAAAUUGGUUGCAUUUCGAGUGCUGACGUGUUUCGAGACAGACCAUGGCUGUAAUGACCUACGAUAGAAACUGUGCGAGUAUAGGAGAGAAUUUUCCUAUAUGUAGCAGGAAACUAACUCCUGUCUUAGAAAACCCUGGGUAGGAGGUUGGUCUAAUUUCUAUUUUGGGCUAUAAGAACACUGAGGCAUUCCCAUGUACAAGUAGUCUGCAUGGCAGGCGGUCCCUGAAAUCGGGCAAGGCGAAUUUAGGGACCAUGCAGGCUAAUGUACGAGUAAUUCAAAACCCAAAAUAUGAUAAUUAUAAAUGUAGUUGCAAUAUUUGUCUUACUUAAACAAGCCUUAAUUUUGUGUCAGUAUAAAGAACUAAUGAAUUAUUGUAUUUAAUAUUUUUGGUCAAAACAAUCAUCCCCAGUUAAAAUUAAAUUUUUUCCUAUCAAGAUUUGAUCAUUACUAAAGUAAAUAUAUUUGCAAUUACACUGCUUUUUUAGGCAAGUAUUAAUUAUUAUUGAUAAUAGCGUGCGCUAUACUUUCCAACUCUCUUCUCUUCAGGUCAAGGAAGAAUUGAAGUCAUGAAUUGGUUAAUCUGCGUUGGUGUUCUUUUUGCUGCCCUCUGCAGCCACUCUGAAGCAAGGGCUGGGUGCAAGUCUCCCGGAGCCCGAAAAAAUGGUCAUGUGCACGGGGAUUGGGGAGACCUUCAGGACGGAUCGACGCUAAGGCUUAAAUGUAACAAGGGAUACAAGUUUAAAGGAAAAGAACAGGUAUUUUGCUACUCUGGACAGUGGAGUGCAACUCUUGGCACAUGUGAAGUUGUUACGUGCCAGCCUCCGAGGACAAGCUGCUUAUCAAUCUCAGAUCCUCCAAGUUGUUUCACAGGACCAUCUCCUUAUGAUACGCAUUGCAAGCUAUCGUGUCCCUCGGGAUAUCGCGACAGUGCGGAAUUGCGUUGCAAUCACGAAGGAAAAUGGGAAGGACGUGAUGUCGUUUGUGAAGAUUACGAGGCGCCCGAUAUUGAGUGUCCACAACAGGGUCGGGUGAUUGUACAAAAUACAGACCUAGGAAAAGCUAUUGCAACAAUUCGUCUGCCGACUCCGAAAUACUCCGAUAACUCGCAGCGACAUGGUGGAAAAUUGAAUUUCAGUGCGACCUUAAAUGGUAAACCUAUUUCUGCCCAUCGGAAGUUGAGGAUGACACAAAAUCUUAGUUAUUCUGUGAGGUAUCUUGUGAAAGAUGAGGAAGGAAAUCAGGCAAAAUGCGAUUUCUCUUAUCGCGUAGUAGACAAAGAGCCACCAAAGAUCGAGAACUGUCCAGGAGACAUCGUCAAGGCAAGGCCCAACGCCGCUGCUCGUAUUCGAAUCACUUGGAAAGAACCUCGAAUCACGGAUAAUUCCGGACAUGAUGCUCUCCGCGUGCAUUGUGACCGCCCGAACGGCAGUGAAUUUCCUCUAGGUAGAUAUUUAGUCACAUACACUGCCUCCGACAAGUCGGGAAACAAAGCCAUUUGCAAGUUCCGUGUGAUAUUAAGAGUAUCUUGCAACGAUCUUGGACACUUGCUCAGCUCCAUACUUAAUGGCGUAACCAUUGCUAAUCCCAGGACUCCAUGCAGAACUCCUGCCACUGAUCCUCAAAAGUGCAACAAGCCAGUUGCACCUGGACUGCCUGAUCGUUUCCAGUGGAAGAGCUUUUGCCGAAAGACUUGCAAAGUUUGUUAGGGACAUUACCGUACGAGGCUAGAAGUUCCUGCCUGCGUAAUAAAUGUUUCCAGACGUCAUUCGUUGUGGUUGUUCAUUAUGGCGAUUAUCAUUAUAUUCAUUGAAGUAUCCUCACUAAUAAAGAGCAUUCAAAAAUUA
This is a messenger RNA of Dendronephthya gigantea, 2054 nucleotides long. Its product is annotated as sushi, von Willebrand factor type A, EGF and pentraxin domain-containing protein 1-like. The coding region runs from base 777 to 1916 and encodes 379 amino acids. The transcript is spliced from 7 exons. Lineage: Eukaryota; Metazoa; Cnidaria; Anthozoa; Malacalcyonacea; Nephtheidae. The record is from RefSeq and is a predicted model, not a curated record.